This is a messenger RNA of Cyprinodon tularosa, 1670 nucleotides long. RefSeq names its product PRP4 pre-mRNA processing factor 4 homolog (yeast) (gene prpf4). Gene Ontology annotation, molecular function: protein binding; U6 snRNA binding; U4 snRNA binding. Gene Ontology annotation, cellular component: U4/U6 x U5 tri-snRNP complex. Gene Ontology annotation, biological process: mRNA splicing, via spliceosome. The coding region runs from base 58 to 1590 and encodes 510 amino acids. The record is from RefSeq and is a predicted model, not a curated record. The transcript has 14 exons. Lineage: Eukaryota; Metazoa; Chordata; Actinopteri; Cyprinodontiformes; Cyprinodontidae.
GUCUCUUCUUCUCCUCUUCCAGCAGAGCGGAUCAGCUGAUAGCAGAAAGGAGCAAAAAUGUCGGACGAGGAGGACAUGGCUCCAGCCAUGAAGAAGAGUCGCGUUUUCUACGGCAGCCUGGAGGAGAAGGAGCGAGAACGCCUCACGCUGGAGAAGGCGAGCAAUAUGGUUACAGGAAGUGACGCCUUGAGGGCGGGCAUCAAGGCGGGAAACAUCAACAUCUCAUCAGGAGAGACCAUGGAGAUGGAGGAACGGGUCAGCGAGCGGCAGCAGGAAGCACUCGCCGAGUUUGAGCGGCGCCGGCGAGCCCGGCAGAUCACCGUAUCCACCGACGACGCGGAGGUUAAAGCAGGCCUCCGAGCGCUGGGGGAGCCGAUCACGUUGUUCGGAGAGGGCCCCGCUGAUCGCCGUGAGAGGCUGCGAAGCGUUUUGUCCGUGGUCGGUCCAGAUGCUCUGAAGAAGUCCAGGAAAGACGAGGAAAGAGCCAAAAGGUCCCAUGAUGAGUGCCACCAGACAUGGUACCAUGAAGGCCCCUCCUCCCUGAGGGACGCUCGCCUGUGGUUGGCCAGAUACUCUCUACCACGGGCGAUGAAGCGUCUCGAAGCCGCACGCGCUCAGAAGGAGGUUCCUGAGGCGACAAAGACGAUCCGCCAACAGGAGCUCCACAAAUCCCUGAGGAAUCUGAACAACUUCUGCAGUCAGAUUGGAGAUGAUCGACCAAUCAGCUUCUGCCACUUCAGUCCGGACUCCAAAAUGCUGGCCACGGCGUCAUGGAGUGGCCUGUGUAAGCUGUGGUCCGUCCCUGAUUGCACACUGAUCCGGACCCUCAGAGGACACAACACCAACGUAGGAGCCAUCGUCUUUCGCCCGCAGUCCGGAAUAUCUCUCGACCAAUCAGACGUCAACUUGGCCUCCUGUGCUGCUGAUGGGACGGUGAAGCUGUGGAACCUGGAGAGUGACGAGCCAGUUGCGGACAUCGAGGGUCACAGUGAUCGGGUGUCUCGGGUUUCCUGGCAUCCCUCCGGAAGAUUCCUGGGAACCACCUGCUACGACAACUCAUGGCGUCUGUGGGACCUGGAGGUUCAGGAGGAGAUCCUGCAUCAGGAAGGUCACAGCAAAGGAGUUCAUGACAUCAGCUUCCAUCCUGACGGCUCAUUGGCUGCCACAGGGGGGCUGGAUGCGUUCGGCAGGGUUUGGGACCUGAGGACGGGACGCUGCGUGGUUUUCCUCGAGGGACACCUAAAGGAGAUUUACAGCAUUCACUUCAGUCCAAACGGCCACCAUCUGGCCACAGGAAGUGGUGACAACACCUGUAAGGUUUGGGAGCUGCGCAACAGGAAGUGUCUGUACACUGUCCCCGCCCACCAGAACCUGCUGUCAGCCGUCCGCUUCCAACCCACAGACGGUCACUUUCUGUUGACCGGAGCUUACGACAACACGGCGAAGGUCUGGAGCCACCCGGGCUGGAUGCCGCUGAAGACGCUGGCAGGACAUGAGGGGAAGGUGAUGGGCGUGGACAUGUCACCUGAUGGGAAGCUGAUCGCCACCUGCUCUUACGACCGAACCUUCAAACUCUGGCUGUCCGAAUGAUGUCAGCAGUGAUGUCAUCCAAUGAAAUAAGAUUUUUUGUUGUUUUUUUUAAAUCUAAUAAAGAAGUUGAAUCUUUCUUA